Messenger RNA from Crotalus tigris (Tiger rattlesnake), 4638 nucleotides. It is a transcript of the gene GK, whose product is annotated as glycerol kinase. Gene Ontology annotation, cellular component: mitochondrion. The record is from RefSeq and is a predicted model, not a curated record. The coding region runs from base 380 to 2167 and encodes 595 amino acids. Gene Ontology annotation, molecular function: glycerol kinase activity. The transcript is spliced from 22 exons. NCBI's taxonomy places the organism in Eukaryota, Metazoa, Chordata, Lepidosauria, Squamata, Viperidae. Gene Ontology annotation, biological process: glycerol-3-phosphate biosynthetic process; triglyceride metabolic process; glycerol metabolic process.
UAUGCCUUCUUUUAGCUACUUUGAUGAAAAUGAUUCAAGUAUUCCAAUAUUUGAAUUAUGGUAAUAUUGAUUAUUGAUACAAUUAGUUGGAUUGCCAAAUAGUGUCCAAGCUGUGUAAUUGUACAUAUUUAUUUAUUAAACAGAUUCCCCUCAAUACCUAAUGACAAUGGGCAGCUCACAACAAUCAAAACAGAUUUGCAAUAAAACAAAAGGAAGAAAAAUAAACUAUGACAGGAACAGCAAACUGGAUGGGAAUGAAGGAAGCGGUCUGGCUCUCUUUCACCAAAGACCUUCAUGGCUCUUCUAAACAACCAGAGUGGGGGCUACUUAUUUCAUGGCAGCAGUACUAGAGAGAAGACAUGCUUCCUGGGUCCUUUAGAUGACAUUGUUUAAUCAAAGCUACCUAGACAACACCAACCUUGCAAAAUCAAAUUGGCUGAACAGAUUCUAUUGGAGACAGGUUUUCAAUGCAAACACAGCUGAAUUAUUGAGUCAUCACCAAGUGGAAAUCCAGCAGAAAUUCCCCAAAGAAGGGUGGGUAGAACAAGACCCAAAGGAAAUAUUGCAGUCUGUCUAUGAAUGUGUUGAAAGAACAUGCGAGAAAUUGAACCAGCUGAAUAUAGACAUUUCCAACAUAAAAGCUGUUGGAGUUAGCAAUCAGAGAGAGACAACUGUAGUUUGGGACAAAAAAACUGGAGAACCUCUGUAUAAUGCUAUUGUAUGGCUUGACCUAAGGACUCAAUCUACUGUUGAAAGACUUCUUAAAAGGAUUCCAGGAAAGAAUAAAUCCUUUUUUAAGAGUAGGACUGGUCUCCCUCUUAGCACAUAUUUCAGUGCUGUGAAACUACGCUGGCUUUUGGACAAUGUGAAAGAGAUCAGGCAAGCAGUUCUUGAUGGGAGUGCUCUUUUUGGUACUAUUGAUUCAUGGUUAAUAUGGAGUUUGACUGGUGGAAAAAAUGGAGGUAUUCAUUGCACUGAUGUAACCAAUGCCAGUAGGACAAUGUUGUUCAACAUUCAUUCAUUAGAGUGGGAUGAUGAGCUCUGCAAUUUUUUUGAAAUUCCCAUGGAAAUGCUUCCCAAAGUGCGAAGUUCCUCAGAAAUCUAUGGAUUACUGAAAAUUUCUCCUACCCUGAGUUCUGGAGCUUUGACUGGUGUGCCAAUCUCUGGGUGUUUAGGUGAUCAGUCUGCUGCAUUAGUAGGACAAAUGUGCUUCAAGGAUGGCCAAGCAAAGAAUACAUAUGGAACUGGCUGCUUCUUACUCUGCAAUACGGGCCAUAAGCCUGCACUUUCUGAGCAUGGCCUCCUAACCACUGUGGCUUACAAAUUGGGCAGAGACAAGGCAGUAUAUUAUGCAUUAGAAGGCUCUGUUGCUAUUGCAGGAGCUGUUGUUCGUUGGUUGAGGGACAAUCUUGGUAUUGCAAAAUCUUCAGAAGAAGUAGAGAAACUUGCUGCUGAAGUGGGCACGUCUUACGGCUGCUACUUUGUUCCUGCAUUUUCAGGAUUAUAUGCACCAUACUGGGAACCCAGUGCAAGAGGAAUUAUCUGUGGCCUUACUCAGUUUACAAAUAAAAACCAUAUUGCCUUUGCUGCACUAGAAGCUGUCUGCUUUCAAACACGGGAGAUAUUGGAUGCAAUGAAUAAAGACUGUGGGAUACCACUUAGUCAGUUACAAGUUGAUGGAGGAAUGACCAACAACAAGAUCCUUAUGCAACUCCAGGCUGAUAUUCUUUGUAUUCCAGUAGGAAGAUUUACAUUGCUCUUCCUGUCACUGAUAGUGUUGUCAUGGAAAGGCAAUUCUCUGCUAGCACCUUCCUUUAAAAAUGCUGCAAUGGGAUUAAAGGUAAAGCCAUCCAUGCCUGAAACCACAGCACUUGGAGCAGCAAUGGCAGCUGGAGCUGCAGAAGGGGUGGGAGUCUGGAGCUUACAUCCUGAUGAUUUCACAGCAGUAACAUGUGAACGUUUUGAGCCACAGAUCAAUCCAGAGGAAAGUGAAUAUCGUUAUACCAGAUGGAAGAAAGCUGUUAAGAAAUCAAUGGGGUGGGAGACAUCAGAACCUCAAGGAAACAGUGAAACUAGUAUCUUCUGUAGUCUGCCUUUGGGCUUUUUUAUAAUGAGUAGCCUGUUAAUGUUAAUCGGAGCAAAGUAUAUCUCAGGUAAAUUCAAAUGAGGCAUUUUAAUGGAUUUCAGGAGACUGUAACAACUCAAAAAGAAUGUGGUGCUUUCUUAACAAUUUUAAUGGCAUUAUUUUGACACGGUUCACUGUCAAAGUAACUAUUUAGGAAAGGGAUUUAAUCAGGAACAAGCAAAAUAUAGCUGCCACUACCUAUCUGCUUUAAAAGUAAAGUGGAAAGAACUCUUGGUUAAUUUCUGUAACUGCUAUCACUUGUUUUGUCCACUUUGAAAUGAAACAUGAAAUAAAAAAAGUUAAUGUUUUUUUUUUUUAAAAAAAAAAACACCACCACCAUAUGGUACACUUCAAGAACUUCAUUGUAUACAUUUAUGUAAAGUUGUGAUUUCUUUUUAGAAAUUGCUUAUAGCAAUACUUUCAAAAAUCAUCUUUCUUAUCGACUGAUUAGAACCUCACUGAGAAUUGAAGAAUCAGUAAUAUAUUUUGUAACAAGGAAAGAACAGUUAUUUAUUCAUCCUUUUCAUAUGCAUUGGUUAUCAUAUUAAGGAUUCUAAGCUACUAAAUAAGACUGGUAGACUUCAGAAAGCUUAUUUAAAAUUAAACCUAGUAUUUAAAAUAUACUGUGUAUGUAUAGCAAGAAAGCUAUAUAUUUGAAAUACUGUAAUAUAAAUCAAAUUGCCAAGUGUAUGGAUAUGAAGAUUAAAUAUGAGCUUUAAAAGUUCAGAUACCUACACUUAUGUUAGUAAAUAAUCAUAAUAUUUAUGGGCUUUGGUUGAAAACCACAAACAUUUUUCAAUCUUUCAUUUUACUUAAAAGUUUGGACCAAAAUUUGCUUCUCAGUGGGAUACCAUUAUAAGCAGUGGCAAUCAUGAUUUCUGGAUAUAAUAUUUUAGAUAUCCAAAGAAUAAAAUAACUUUUAUAGGUCCCAAAGUUUAAUACUAAUGUAUAUCAGAACAAUACUUUAUAAUAUUCAUAUUUUCAUUAAGAAUUCAAAUAAAAUCAAACAUUGAUGGCUUGCAGAUUGAUCCCCUUUCAAACUGAGGAUAUAUUUGGUAAAAUGAUGUCAAACAGCUCAUAGAAAUCUCCAUGUUCUUUGAAAUGUAUCUUCAAUGCACACUAUCCUUCUUUUCAUAGUUAGACUUCUCUAGGGUAGGGUUCAGGAUUUGCUUUGCACACUACUGGAAUGAGGUGGAGUUGAAAAUACAGUGAAUCUAGGCUGCUACUAUUUGAAGAUGCUUCAAGACUAUUCUAGUAUAACAAAAAAAAUGCCUGUGGAGAGAUUAACAUAGCUUCUUCCCUGCAUAAAAAUUAUACAAUUAAAAGGUAAUAGAAAAUUGAUCUGCUGCUCUCUUAUAAAACUCUCCUGAUUCAAAGUGCAGUGUGUAAACAUAUUGAAAGGUAGCAAUAUUUUAAUGUAUACACACUGGCAGCUAAAGAAUAUGUGCCUGGUGAAACGGUUUCUGGGUCUGUUAUUUCCUACAUUUUGUAUAUGUCAUUGGUAAGGAAAUAAGAAUUGAAAAUUCAAAUAAUGUUAAACUAAUGCUUUUUCUUAAGUGUAAAAUUGAUUUUUGCCUUGGUUUGAAAUGUAGAAUACUUGUAGCAAUUGUUGAGCAUUUUAACUGAAAACUAGACUUAAUAAUUAGUAUUUCAGCUUUUUCAUAAGCUGAAUCUAAGACUACUUAUUCUUUUUUUUUUUUUUUGUAUCACGAUGUAUUGGUAUAUGUCACUAUGAAUGAACAUAAGCUUCCAAAUGUCAAUUCACUAACUCUACUUCUAGACUUUAUAUAUUUUAAGGCCAUAUUUGGCAAGCCAACAUUUUCCCUAUUUCUGGCAAUGUAAAAGACUUUCCUCCCAUCUAUAAAUUUAAUGUUCAGAGGAAAUACUUUUCUGGAUAUUUCUUUGGUAAGCUGGGUUUAUAGCCAUACUUGUUGACAAUAUCUUACAUAGGAAGUAUACCAUUAUACUAUGGCCAAGAAUAUAAUUUUUUUAAGUUCUAUUUUAUACAGCUGGAAGUUAAUCUGAAAGAUGGCUUGUUUUAUUAUGUUCCCUGCUUAAGUUUCCUGCUUUGUAUAGUGUAUUGGGAUUGGUAACUUCAAAUAAGAUUCAUGGAAGUAUAUAGGAUAUUAAAUUAAUAAGAUUAUAAUUAUAGUUGGAAUUUUGCACAAUGUACUACCACUUUUUCUAUAAAACAAAAUUGUUGGAACUGCUCACUUUUUGUGAAUGGAAUAUCUUUUUCUAUAUAAUUUGAAUUAUUAAAUAGAUACAUUGAAAAUGUGAAAUAGCAAAGUUGUCAAUAUUGCACUUGUAGAAAUAUAUGUGAUUUAAAAUGUCCUUAGUCUUGUUCUCAAUUAUGCUUGCGGUGAAACUCAUAAAUAAAAUGCUAAUUAAAUCUUCAUUUCUGGAAAUGUUUUACUGAAGCUUGUUGUAAUAAAUAAUGUAAUAUCAACUUUAAGAAUCAUAAACUUGAAUGUAUUUUUUUGGCCUUAAAAUAAAAAGUUUACAUUUUAAAG